Miscanthus lutarioriparius is the source of this 4656-nucleotide messenger RNA. The record is from the annotation of a GenBank genome assembly. NCBI's taxonomy places the organism in Eukaryota, Viridiplantae, Streptophyta, Magnoliopsida, Poales, Poaceae.
AUGGAGCGUGGACAGGAGGGAGAGGCUGACGCGGACACGGACACGGACGCGGCGGCGCUGGUUUUGAUGAGGAAAGCUGGAGCAAAAGAGGGAUCAAUUGGAUCCAAGGGUGCAGUUGAUAUGAAUAGUUCACCUGUUUCCACAGCGAUAGCAGGAAGGCCAUCGAAGUUGAUGAUCAAAUUUUGCACUUGCACUGGAAGGUCAUCAUCUUCUUCACCUCAUAAUCUUGAGAACACGGAUAUUUCAAUGACCUGCAAAGGAUGUACUGGUGAAUCAACAGCAGACAGAGGUGGGCCAUCGUGUAGCGGCAAGCUUAACAAUAUGGGCUUGGAGCUCCCAAGGCCUCUGGAUCUUGAGGUUAGAUGGAAGACUGGAAACAGAAGGCAAAGAGCCACCAGGAGAGCAAGGACCUCCUUUGGCGAAGGAACAAGCAGGGAUGGAAUUGGAUCUUUCUAUUUAUUUGGCUGUGCUACAAAUCAAGAGAUGUCACAAGAUGCUGCAGUCUCUGAAUCUGAGAAGCUUGGAGUAUCCAUUCUUGGUAGACGCUUUAGUGAUCCCAUGGAAAAUGGUCCUAUAAAAAAGAGAAGAUUUCAUAUGGAUUGUUCUCCAUCACCUCCACCAACUCCAUUGCUAGUGGAUCCAUAUGAGAAGGUACUGGGAAGCUCUUCUAAAGCUGCUAGAUCAUAUGAGAAGCAUUGCAAGCUUAAGAUGCAAGGAAUUGAGUAUAAGGAGGAAAACAAAGGCCGUUUUGGUGCCGAUGAUUUUUCUGGUAUUGAUAUACUAGCUUCUGCUGCUUGUGAGAGUGAGAUGGGUGGUGAAAUAUUAAAUGGGGAAUGCUCAAAGUUAGCUCACCCCCCAGAAGAUAGGAAGCUGGAAAAUACUACUGGUAGCAGCAAAUUGAGUCUAUUACAUAACAUGGAGGAUAAGUUAAAUAUUCCUGGUACUUCACAUUGCAUAUAUGAUAGGCCUCUCGGGUCUUCUAAUUCUGCUCCUGAUAUGAAGUCCUUAUUUGUUGCCACACCAACUAUCUCAGAAAAUCUUGUUGAAUCGGCAUAUUCUCCCAAGGUUAAUUGUUCAUCCUAUUCUGCACUUAACAGUGCAGACAAAACAGAGAUUGUUUCUGAUGCUAAGUCUUCAAGUGUUGCAGUUGCAAACAGCUCGGACAAUCCAGAAAAAACUAUAGGAUGCUCACAGGAUACAGUUGUGCAAACCAACCAUGCCAAUGCGACUCGCGAUUCUAGGCUGCACUGGGAUCUUAAUGUUGCCAUGGAGGCAUGGGACACUGAUUGUGGUGAUGUUGAUGAUCCUUUAGUUUCUACUGUAAUUGAUCAUGAUGAUGCUAGAAAUGACAUGAACAAACCAGGGACAUCUCAUCAUUUUGAGUCAAGAGAUGGUAGUGUAGCUGAUCACUCUGUUGACACAAUUCAUAUGGCUGAUGCACUGAAACAUGUGUCUGCUAAUACAAAGGGUACAUGCGAUUGUCCUGCUGACGGUUCGUCUCACCCUUUGCAAAACUUGCAGCUAUUGGAAUCUGGAUCUGUAGGGAACGAUGCCCUUGCAGAAACAAUGGAUUUGCCUGACCAGCAGAAUAGUAGGUUUGCUUCUGUUAUGGAUUCAGACAUUAGAUCUGAUCCAGAACCAACUAUUAUCAUGGAUUUUGCUUCAGCUGCAAAUGUGGAGAAAAUCGAUGGUUCACAUCCCAAACCUGUUCAUUCUGAAGGUUUGUCUAAUAUGUCUUCUAUGAAUGUCCAUGUUGGAAGUAAUUCACUCCAAAUAAGUGAAUUGGGCACCACAUUAAAGCCUUUGGCUAGCAGAUUAGUUUCUGAGGAAAGCACAAACCUUCCAACAGUAGGCACUUUCCAUAAAAAGGUUACUGACUUUGGCUGGAGUGAUAAUAAGCUUGAAGAAGCUUCUGAACAAAGCAUAUCUGAAUCUAAGAACCAGGAGCUUUUGGAUGUUGAUUCAGGAACUAGUAAGAAGGGUGAACAUGAAACUAAUAUAUUUUAUGCCAACAAAAGAUCCAAAGAUGCAGAAGAUCUCACUCAUCCAGAGGACAAUCAUGGAUCUUCUGAUUGUGAUAUGGCUCAUGCACAUGAAGAAGAUGGUGCUGUUGCAAUGAUUAAUUCUAAAGAUUCUUUAAUUACUUGUGCCAACAGUAGCACUUUAGAGACAUAUUGCAUUUCAGAUGCGGCUCCUCAGGUUCCUGGCCCCAGUUCAGAAUGCCACAAACCGGAAUUUAUUACCGAUGCGGGCAGCACUGUGGAUUCAAAAGCUGCAGCACACAGCUACCAGAAUGGUUGCGAAAAUGAGCUUGGGAAGGUCGUAUCAAAUGUUUGUUCAGAUCAAUGCUUUGGAACUGACACAUCACAUAUUGGCAAAAAUCUAGCUGGGGUUGAAAAAGUUGAUGUUGAGGAGGAUGAUUCUCAAUAUGAGGAUGGGGAACUUAGAGAAUAUGAUGAUUAUUAUUGGGUGGGUGAUGGAUAUGAAGAAGUUAAACAUGGCAAUUGGCAUUAUCAGGUAUCAGAAGAUUACAAGAAUGAAGAAACCACUCCUGGCCUCGCGCCUCUCCAUACUGAUUCUAUUGCAAAGAAUGUGGUUAUUCCUGUUGCUAAUUACAAUGGAACACAAUCUAGAAAGGAAGACGUUGCUGUUUCACCUGUCUCAUCUAAGCGUUCAUGGUUAACAAACUGCCUAGAUGGUGGACCUAUUGCUGAUGGAAAGGCUCAAAGUAUUCAUUCGAGAGGUGAUACUAAGAUGUAUGGGUCAAACACAGGCCGUGUAGCAGUUAGAUCUGCUACAACAGUCAGCCAGUCUGAAAGGUGCAAUGAUGCCUUAGGUGAUGAUAUGUUAAAUAUCGGAAUGAAGAACACAGGUUGGGAUAUGAUGCCUGAAGAUAAAAAACACUCUCAACAUGAUGCAAGGGACAUGACUGAUUCGUCUAACCGGUGUGUUUUGAGCUCAGAUGCAGCUAGAGAUGAUGAGUCGCUGCGAAAAAAGGGACUAUCGAAUAGAGAUCUUCAACGAGUGGAGUGGCAAAAAUCAUUUGACAGACCCCAGAGGAAUGAAAUGAGCAGAUCUGACGAUGGUUAUGGCUCAGGCUCAAAAUCUGAAAGGACAAUGGACUCUCAUAGAUCGCAUGGCAUGUAUGGUGCAUCACGGCAUGUUCAGACAAGCGGCCAGGGGGAGUGGGUGGAAAAUUCAAAACAUCCUCGUCCUACUCGGCGCAAAUCACCUGAAUAUUAUAAUUAUGGCCCAUCAGGUCCAAGGAAUGCUGCAGAAGCUGCUGUCGCAAAGAUGGAGAGCAGUGGCUUUGUUGUUGCACGUGAUGGCACUCUUGUAAGAGCUGUUGAUGCUGCAAAUGCUGGUCAGAUGCCCAGAAGGAUGAGAAAUACUUUAAGUAGCUCAGGCCGCCUGAUUUCUGGACGGGGUUCCCCAAUUGACAGGGAUGGAGCUUGUGGGAUGUCCAGAGGUCCCGUACAUGCUAGGGAAGCAUCUCCAGAGCGUCACUUUGGUGCAAAUAGUAACCGGUCCAGUCGAUAUGGUCCUGAGAUGGAGAAAGAUCAUACUACUGAUGGAAAUUUGAGUUCUGUCCGUUGCUCGCUGUCCAGUAGACAACGAGGCACCCCGACGUCGAGAGCAUCACUUAACCUUUCCCGUGCUCACAGCAGGUCUCCUUCUGGGUCCAGGUCUCAAUCCCCACAUGAUUGGGCACCUAGGAACAGAAGCAAGAUCAUGGCAAAUGGAGGUUCAACUUUACGGAGGCAUAGUAGAUCUCCACCUAAUCACAUGGCUAAAGGUAGAAUUGUUCGAAUGGCUUCACCUCAGAGACAACCUGGAUAUGAUGAUCGAGCUAUGCGUUACAGUCCACUAUCAAGAAACAACACUUACUCCCAGCAUGCUUCAACAUGGGUUGAUGGAAGGAACAGUUCAGCAGUAGAUAUUUCUGAUGAUCAUACUAAAAGAUAUUCAAGGAGAAGCCCACCUCUGAGAAUUGCCUCACGGAAUGACAGAUUUGAUGUAAUGGACUCCCAAGGACGACCAAGGUCUGGAGAAUUCUACCGUCCGACACAAGGAAGACUUCUUUAUGGUUAUGAUAGGGAAAAUAAGCAUGGCAGAAAUGGUGAAGAUGAAAGGGAAUACAGUGAUAGAUAUGCGAAUCAUUCUGUCAAGCCAUAUAAUCGGAGUGGUGCUGUAAAGCAAUUCAGAAAUAAUACUGGAGAUAAAUUUCGGACUCGUAUUUCUGCUCCCAGAUCGCCAGAACUCCAAAGGAGGGCGAAACCAAUUCCAGGGUGUGACAGGCGUGUUCAGGGCCUGGGUACAUACUCAUUGAGGCAUGCUAAUCUUGUUCACUUCGGAUUAUAUUGUGUAUGCCAAAUUGCGGUGGUCAAACUAGGAAAGCUAGUUGUUUCUGCAGGUGUUGGGAACAACCAGACACUGGCUCACAACAAUCUGUGGGGCACGUCCCGCAACUCUGUCGCAGAAGCUUGGAAUAAAGCUUGCACAUGCCAUCUUGAAACAGGCCAGGAUGAGAAUCUCCUGAACUUGUUGCAAGCAUUUGCUCCUCUCAAGCCUAUUCCGGAAAAUGCGGGAGGUGUGACUGUGAUGCCGCUCCUGGACCAUCCAGACGGUUUCAUGGUGGCUAGUUGUCAUCACUGA